Messenger RNA from Sphaerodactylus townsendi, 3773 nucleotides. It is a transcript of the gene ALPL, whose product is annotated as alkaline phosphatase, biomineralization associated. Gene Ontology annotation, biological process: dephosphorylation. Gene Ontology annotation, cellular component: plasma membrane. NCBI's taxonomy places the organism in Eukaryota, Metazoa, Chordata, Lepidosauria, Squamata, Sphaerodactylidae. The record is from RefSeq and is a predicted model, not a curated record. The transcript is spliced from 12 exons. Gene Ontology annotation, molecular function: alkaline phosphatase activity. Bases 187 to 1761 code for a protein of 524 amino acids.
CGCCCUUAAAGAGCCCGCCGGGCCGCCACGCGCACCAGCCCCUGCCCGGCCAGCAGCAGCAGCAGCAGCAGUAGCAGCAGCAGGAGGUGCGCCUGCCACCCCAUCGCAUCGGCUCCGCCCGGCCGGGGCAAGGGCUGGAACUUCCUGGAGGUGCGUCCCUUCCCGGCCUUCACUGCAUCCCUCGCUAUGAAAGUGCUGCUCUUUGCCGUUCUGGUUGACAUCUGCCUGCCCUCCUUAAUACCAGAACAGGAGAAGAACCCCCACUUCUGGAGACGGCAGGCCCAGGAGACGCUGCGGAGGGCCCUGAAGCUGCAGCAGCUCAACACUAAUGUGGCCAAGAACGUCAUCCUCUUCCUCGGCGACGGCAUGGGGGUCUCCACGGUGACUGCCGCACGCAUCCUGAAGGGGCAGCUGCAGCACAGGAAGGGGGAAGAAACUGUGCUGGAAAUGGACCGCUUUCCCUUUGUAGCCCUGUCCAAGACAUACAAUACCAACGCGCAAGUCCCCGAUAGUGCCGGCACUGCCACGGCUUACCUGUGUGGGGUGAAGGCCAACGAGGGGACCGUGGGCGUCAGCGCAGCUGUGACGAGAUCCCAGUGCAACACCACGGCAGGCAAUGAAGUGACCUCCAUCCUCAAGUGGGCGAAGGAAGCAGGCAAAUCCGUGGGCAUCGUCACCACGACACGCGUCAACCACGCCACCCCGAGUGCCGCCUACGCACAUUCUGCCGACCGGGACUGGUACUCUGAUAACGAGAUGCCCCCUGAAGCCAUUCAGCAGGGCUGCAAAGACAUUGCCCACCAGCUGUUUGAAAACAUCCCAGGGAUUGAGGUGAUUAUGGGUGGAGGACGGAAGUACAUGUUUCCCAAGAACACCAGUGAUGUGGAGUAUCCAAACGAGGAGAAGUAUAGGGGGACUCGGCUGGACAACAGAAACCUUAUUGGGGUCUGGAAGGAGCAGAAGCCCAAAGACAAGAGAGCCCAUUAUGUGUGGAACCGGACGGAGCUGAUGAACCUGGAUCUGGACAAAGUUGACUAUUUAUUGGGCUUGUUUGAGCCAAUGGAUUUGAUGUAUGAACUGAACAGGAACAAUGAAACAGAUCCUUCCCUGACGGAAAUGGUGAAGGUGGCCAUCAAAAUCCUCCAGAAGAAUCCCCAAGGUUUCUUCUUGCUGGUGGAAGGGGGCAGGAUUGACCACGGCCACCACGAAGGGAAAGCCAAGCAGGCGUUGCAUGAAGCAGUGGAGAUGGACCGGGCCAUUGGGCUGGCUGACGUCAUGACCUCGUCACAGGAAACCCUGACUGUUGUUACUGCUGACCACUCCCACGUUUUCACUUUUGGGGGCUACACGCCCCGCGGCAAUCCGAUUUUUGGACUGGCCCCCAUGCAGAGUGACGUUGACAAGAAACCGUUCACCUCUAUCCUCUAUGGAAAUGGCCCCGGAUACAAAACAGUGGCCGGAGAGAGAGAGAACGUGUCCUGGGUGGACUUUGCUCACGCCAACUACCAGGCACAGUCUGCCGUUCCCUUGCGGCAGGAAACUCACGGUGGUGAAGAUGUUGCCGUCUUUGCCAAGGGCCCCAUGGCCCACCUCCUCCAUGGCGUCCAUGAGCAGAACUACAUACCCCACGUGAUGGCAUAUGCGGCCUGCAUUGGCGAAAACAAAGGCCACUGCCAUUCUGGUGCCCCCCACAGCCUGUCAGCACCGCUUGCCAUGACCUCUGCUCUGAUCUGCUUCCUCCUGCUUAGUCUGGUCUUCUGAGAUGUGUCCUCAGACAUUUCAUUCCUCUUUAGGUGACCCAGGUGCCCCGACUGCCACAAAUACAGGCUUCUGCUCCACUCUGAGACUUCCUGCACCUGCAGCACCUAAUUUCGGUGAGCCCCACCAGAGCCGGCUGCUCAAUACUUCAAAGCAACUAUUUACUCUGUGCCGGAGCAGCUGGGGGUUUCUGUGCUAGACCACAAGGUCUGGGGGGUCUGAGUGAUGGAGGUCCCUGGACUUGAUGGGUUAGGAUCUGGGCUGGCCACAACAGUUGCAAAGGCAGGAAUGUUUUUUGCAUAUAAUUUCCUGCAUGAAGAUAACAAAGCUCCGGGCUCCGUUGGGAGGAAGGGGAGAAGGCCUGCCCUGCUGCCCUCUCUUUUCCUCUGCUUUGCCAAAGCGUUUCUUCAAGGAAAGUUCCAUCUGUUGUCAUAAAGACCUUGACUCCAAGCGCUUCUGAAACUCAGGCGGUCCAAAAGAUAAUGUGUUAUCUAUCAACUGUCCCCUUAACCCAUUCUACUUAUACUUGCUGAGUCCACAUUUUGUUGCCGAUUUACUUGCAAAUUGGAAGCAUCGUCUCCUUCAGGCAAAGGUCUCGCAACCUGCCCCUGAACUUUGGCACAAAAUAGCAGAGGAACUUGCAACAUGAGGAAAUCACAUCAGUCUUAUAAGACAAACCAAACCAAGGGCUGCAUACAGACAUACACAGAAUCAGGAAUUGCUGCAUUCUUGAAACAAACUCACCGCAUUCGUUCAUUUGUGACUCCUUCCCAUCACAAGGCCUAAACCUCUGCAGGAUCAAGCUCAGGGAAAAUCAGGUCUAAUAGUUUGCACAGUAACAGCAGCGUGUGCAUUGUUCUGACUGGCUAGUGCAUGUGCUACCAUGAAUCCCCUUUCCUAGAGCAGUUCUGCAGCAUGUCAAGGAAUUAUCCCUUGGUUAAAAUAAGGAAAGAAGGGGACAUCUGAUGGCUUUAAUGUAUAACUGGCACUUGGAAGAAAUAAAAAGGCAGUUGUCUUGAACUUGGGGGGUGAGAAGCAAGACAGAUAGCAGCAUGGAACUGCUAGUAAGUGUAUCUGUCCAAUGAGUUGUGAAGGAGAUUGGAAAAUGGGUCCAGUCCAUAGGAGAAAAAAAAAUCCACAAUGUGGGUCUGUACGUCCCCCCUGACAACCAGCUACUCUAUGCAAUCUUUUUGGAAAGUGUUUGUUUCUUGAUUUACCUAGAACACCUCCUUAAAUUUAGACUUCGUACCAAGUAUCCAUUCAUCUCCAUAUUCUUCUCUGAUGCAAUAGAAGCUGCUCGAACAACAAAACUGGAAAAGACCUGGAGGUUUCAACUAGCCCCACACACCCUGGCAAAACCCUUCACAUUCCAACCCCUUUUCAAUGAUCAAUACAUGAUUCCAUUGAUCUACUCAUUGCAAUGUGCCUUAAAAAGGAACAAGGAGUGAACAAGGAAUACGACAUUGGAGCAGAGGGGAGACCAUCAAAGAAGUCCCUGAGGGCUCAAACAAGCAGCCUCCUUCCAACAGGAGAAACUAGCCAGCAAUUCAUCCAACCACCAACCUUCCGUACCAUUCCAGUCUACCUGAGCACCCAGGUGUCAACAACGGCCUCCUCUGGCAUCUCAGGGACAUUAAAAAGCAACAACAACGCACUGCACACUCACAGUAGGAAAAGCCCAUCUUUUUGAUCAUGCAAGCUGAGGAGUGAGGGACUCCUCCCCACCCUGAAAUAACCAGCCACUUCUGCAGGCCGUGCCCUUGCGGGAAGGCAGAGGGUCUGAGGAUCUCUGCGCAGGGCAGCCCUUGGCCCCUUGCCCUCUGGGCACAGAAGAGCCACACAGAAGAGCCCAUUUCUGGGAGUCUGAUGUCAGGCAGAGGAUGUGCUGAUUGACGUUAAGAGAUGACAGCAUCCCAUGGUGGCUGUUGCAAGAGUCCCUAAACUGAUUGACUUUGUGUUGACUGUUCACAUAUUUUUUUAAAGGUGUUAAAAAAAAUAAAACUAUUUUGGAACAC